CGAGCCGGUUCGACAUCAGAACUCCACUGAGCCUUUGCUAAGGGUUUGUUUGCCGAUCCUUGAGCAGGAGCAAGACCAAAGGUGUCAUUGCACUCUGAGACUGCCAGCAAGGCCACGACGGGCGAGCUGGAACGGGCUCUAAGCGCCUUCUUUGCGACCCUCUACAUCGACCUCGCAGGCGUGGCGCUGCGCUUUCAGCGCUUGGACUUCCAUCCGAAGACCCUGGCCAUCCAGUUGACGGCGGAGAUCCGACGGAUUCCCAAUCCCUUCCGGGACCAGAUCUGAGGAGCCUUUGUUCAGAGAGAGAUCCGGAUUGAGCGAGAAGAGCGAGCUCUUGGAGCCCAAGAGGAUCCGAAGAACCCCAAAACACGAGCCUGUGAGGCUCGAAGAGGAUCCGAAGAGGAUCGAAGCAUGUUACCUCUCUCCUUCGGCCGAAGGUUCAGCCCAAAGAGGCCACGUGUGGCGGAGAAGGAUGGAUUGUGCGUGGGGUCUUGCUUUCAAGGUAGUGAACGACGUGCUCAUAGUCUGGGCUGGUCAUUGUAAUCUAUACCUGAAUGGAUCCGAGAAUGGCAUCGUACCGUCCCCGUGGUUUGAGCCGUUUCAGCUAUAUAAGUCCAAUAUAGUCCAGCGCUUUCCAACGUGCUCAGCUUCUGCCGCUUUGGGCUCGAUCACAGCGGUGUGGACACCCCGUCACCGUGUCGAUCCCGAUAGCGAGCAGUGAGGCGAUGAGCCUCUUACAACCGGCGCCCGCCGUGAUCGGGGCGUUCUCCUUAACGGCCAUCGUCGGGCUGAUCGUCCUGGGACAUUUCAUCUUUUGCGUCGCGAUCCUGGGGAAUGUGGACUCCGAGAAGUCGAUCACCGUCUCGGGGGUGGAGCUUUCGACGAUGCUGCAGUGCGCAGCUGGGGCCUUCUGCCUCCUGGGCUUGCCCUUGACGAUCCACGGAGGUAUUGGUGCCAUCUACCGCAUUCCGAGCCACUUGAAUACGUACUUGAUGUACCUGGCUGUCUCCCUGGUGGCGGGCGCCAGCUUCUUGAUCUCCGUCGCGGCCAAUCAGCGGCCCUGCCACACGCGGCAACCACACGUGCCUGGAGAGAUGGCCACCAUGGUGUGUGGACUUCCCAGCGGUAGCGCCAUGGUGCUGCUGGCCAUCUUCCUGGUGGUGGUUUGUGUUUCCAUGUACUUAGUCUGGUCUUUGACCGAAAACACCAAGAAGAGCUUGCAGACCGACCUCUUUAGGUACCAGGAACCGCUGCAGAUGAAAGCGCAACUGGGUGAAGAAGCAAUGGCCCAGGCGCAACGCAAUGCGCGCGGUGGAGUGGCUGCUGCUCACCGAGGGGCCAUCCCCGGUGCUUUGUGGAAUGCUGCAGCUCUGUGAUGGCCACUUGGCGCAGACAUUCAGAUCUGUACGUCAAUGACUUGCCAGCUGGUGA
This is a messenger RNA of Durusdinium trenchii, 1431 nucleotides long. Lineage: Eukaryota; Dinophyceae; Suessiales; Symbiodiniaceae. The record is from the annotation of a GenBank genome assembly.